This is a messenger RNA of Ectocarpus sp. CCAP 1310/34, 6089 nucleotides long. The record is from the annotation of a GenBank genome assembly. NCBI's taxonomy places the organism in Eukaryota, Phaeophyceae, Ectocarpales, Ectocarpaceae.
GCAGCAUUCACAUACAUCGCCGGACGGAUGGGGUUGUUUGAUGCGGCGACCGUAGAAUGGUGGGUACCGGCGAGUUACCUAUUGCUGGCUGGAAUCGCGGAUGUUGCAUGGAAGUCUCGGGAAGGAGUCCAUGAAGCGGCUACCAAAUCCAAUGACGACACAGACUCGACAAACACCAGCUUGUUGGCCCCGCUCAUACAUGAAGGCGCAGAGAACAGUGACCGUCCUCCCAAGUAUAAUGUCACAGCGACUGGAGUGUUGUGGUCAACCCUAAGCAUAUCCUGGGGGCUGUGCAUCUAUCAGGGAGUCAGAGCCAUCGUGGAGUUGGUACGGCACGGCGCCGACACCACCGUGUUCGUCUCGUCGACGGUGCUGUGCAUCGCUUGGGCCGCCGCCUCGGUCCUCCGCAGCAGGGACCACUGGCGGGAGGCGGCCAAGGAGCCUUCGAUCGGAAGCGACGGGCUCCCGGCCCGCAGGAAGCUUUGGUGGGUGUUCUGGCCGUUCUACAACCUGUCGUUUAUGACCGCGCUGGUCGCGGUUAUCGACCGGGCCGGGCACGGCGGGAAGAGCUGGUCCGGAGUUGUCAGCGUCGUGGCGGACGACAGGCUGUGGAACGUGGUCGCCCUUGCACUCGCCCUGUCCUUCGUGUCGCACUCGGUGGCGAGGGGGGCCGAGGUUACGCUGUGCACCCGGAAGCCGAACGGCGAAUUCACGGCGAGGUUUCUGUCGGCCGGGCUUUUCUCGUGGUUCUCUCCGGUUAUCGACAUUGGGCAGAAGAAGCAGCUCGAUUUCGAUGACCUGCCCAUGCCGAUCGAUGACGACCUCUCCAGUACCGUGUGGAAAAAGAUGGACGAGGCGGAUCCUCGAAGCCCUCUCCCGUCCCUCUCUCUUCGCUGCGGCAACAAGGAGGAGAGCAAGCGGCGCGGCGAGACUAGUGCGAGGGUGCAGGAGGGGGCGCAAAGUGAAGACGGCGGUGCCGCGGCCGUGAAGGAGUACGGGCUAUUGUGGCGCAUGUGGAGGGUGACGAAACCAAUGGUGAUUUCUCAGGGGCUGUGGCAGCUCGUUGCGACGCUGACGGAGUUCCUGCCGUCCAUCGCGAUGCAGCAGAUCAUCGACUUCGUGACCUCGUACAACAAGGAAGGGGGGCCGGUCACGGGAAGGAUCACGUUUUUCGUGGUGCUGCUGUUCGUAGGCCCCAUCCUGCAGGGCCUGGCGGACGGCAGGAACUUCCACAUCGGAAGGCGGAUCGGCUGCAGGGUGCGCGGGUCGCUCGUGGGAUCCAUCUUCCGGAAAAUGCUAGUCAUGGACACGGCUUCUUCGACCUACAGCUCGGGGCAGCUGACCAACCUCAUGUCCGUGGACGCUCAGAGCGUGCUGGAGUACAGCUGCUACACGCACUUCAUCUGGGCGACCAGUCUUCAGAUUAUCGUGUCCGUUGGGCUUCUGUUCUACGUGUUGGGACCGGCCGCCUUUGGCGGUGUCUUGUUCAUGGUCCUGAGCGUGCCGCUCGGCAAGUACACCACGAAGAAGACGCAGACCUUCCAGAAAGUUCUCAUGACGCGGAAGGAUGACCGCAUGUCUGUCGUUGGAGAAACGAUGCAGGGCAUUCGCAUCAUCAAGUUGUUUGCGUGGGAGAGAGAUUUCAUGUCGAAGAUCGACAAGACCCGCCGCAACGAGAUGCGGUCGCUUCGCAGCUACAUGGUGAUGAUGGCCGGUGUUAUCGUGCAGUGGAAUUCAGUGACGACCCUGGUGGGCCUGUGCACCUUCUUGUUCCACACGAGGCUGUUGGGGCGAACUCUCACCGCGUCCCAGGGAUUCACGUCUUUGAGCCUCUUCGGUAUCCUCCGGUUCCCACUUCUUGUGCUCCCCGACGUGGUCAACUUCUACCUUCAAGCCCGCGUGUCCCUGGGCCGAAUCGAGACGUUCCUGGGACGGAGGGACAUCGAGGGCCAGCCGGUGGACACCGAGUUGACGCGUAGCGUUCACCUUGCCGGCGCGCCGAGGGCGCCGAUCGGCGGCCUCCUUGUCCAAAACGGAACUUUCGCUUGGCCCCCAUCGGAAAGGGAGAAAGUCUCCAACGACGGAGAAGAAGACGGGCGCGAAGCGCAGGAGCUCCGCAGGAGCUCCGCAGGAGACGACGACGGCAGCAGGUCCGCCGCCAACACCCCCACGACGUCGCCCACCUCGUCCCUCUGGUCACCCCAAGAGGAGGAGUCCAUGACCCUGAGCGAUGUGACCCUCGAGGUCAAGCCUGGGGAGCUGGUGUGCGUCUACGGGCCCACCGGGUGCGGCAAGUCGAGCCUGUUGUUGUCGCUCUUGGGCGAGGUUCGCCGCGUUGAGGGCACCGUGGAGAUAAAUGGGACGGUGGCCUACGCCGCACAGCGCGCCUGGAUACAGAACGCCACCCUUCGUGACAACGUGCUCUUCGGCUCCCCCUACGACCCCGAGCGCUACGCCCGUGUUCUCUCCGCCUGCGCGCUGACUGCCGACCUCGACCUUCUCGAGGCUGGCGAUCAAACCGAAAUCGGGGAGAAGGGCAUCAACCUCUCCGGCGGGCAGCAGCAGCGGGUGUCUCUGGCCCGCGCGGUGUACGCCCAGGCGGACGUGUACCUGCUCGACGACGUGCUCUCGGCGGUGGACGCCCACGUCGGGGAGCACAUCUUCAAGCACUGCGUCCGCGGGAUGCUUCGCGACAAGGCGGUGGUUCUGGUGACUCACCAGGUUCCCAUGACGGCGCGGUACGCGAACCGGGUGGCGCUGAUGAGCGUGGACGGGCGAAUGGUGGAAGUGGGCAAUCCCCGGGAGCUCAUGGAAGACGAGAGCUCGCGCCUCUCUGCCCUCAUCAACAAGGUUGGUGGUGGUGGGAGGCUAAUGCGGCAGCCCAGCGUGGAAAUGGAGACUAGCAGUGCCAAGGUCGAGGCGGGGGUCAACUCCAAGGAGAAGGCUGAGAAGGAACGCGAGAAGAACCAGCUCGUCAAGGAGGAGUCAAGACAAAGGGGCUCUCCCGAAUUCGGCAUCUACGUGGCCUACUGCAAGGCCGCAGGGGGGAUCUUCCUCUUCGCGAUCCCGUACCUGUGCUUCCAUGCCUCGUACAACAUGUUGCAGUUUGGGCAGAACCUGCUCUUGUCUCGCUGGGUGGACAAGCUGGAGGCUAACUCCAACGAUACCCCCGCAAUGUGGCAAUACAUCGGCAUCAGCUUCGCCGUGAUCGCGGCGGUGUUCUGCAGGUCGCUGGUCCAGAGCCUGGCGUCGUUGAGGGCGUCCACCGCCAUGCACGACGCCCUGACGAAGAACGUCAUGCAUGCGCCGGUCGGGUGGUUCGAGCGCACCCCCCUUGGGCGCAUCCUCAACCGGUUCAGCUCCGACGUCCAGGAGGUAGACAAGGAGGUAAUGGACGCCAUCGGAUCCACGCUGGUCUGCCUGUUCUCGGCCCUGUCCAUCGUGACCGUCAUCGUAUACACGGUGCCCUUCUUGAUACUGGCGCUCGUGCCGAUAUCCUGCUUGGCGAUUGUGCUAGGCCACCGCUACCUGAACGCCAGUCGGGAGCUCAAGCGGCUGGACAGCGUGUCCAAGUCACCCAUCUAUGCGCAUUUCACGGAGUCUGUCAACGGCGUGUCCACGAUUCGCGCUUUCGGGGCGCAAGCGAGGUUCGUCGAGGAGAGCUGUCGUCGCGUGGACAGGUGCAACCGCGCGCACUUUUACCUCUGGGUUAGCAACAGGUGGUUCAACGUGCGCAUCCAGCUCGUCGGAGCCACGGUCGCCUUCCUCGCGGGGGCCUUCGUGGUCUGGUGGGGCAAGGACCACAUCGAGGCGACGGUGGCCGGGCUGGCCCUCCUGUAUGCGCUGCAGUUCACGGACUCGGUCAAGUACCUCGUUCGCCAGCACGCCCUGCUGGAGAUGCAGAUGAACUCGGUGGAGCGGAUUCUGGAGUACACGAAGAACGUGCCCCAAGAGGCAGCCCGGGUUGUCGAGGGCCGCCGGCCUGCGCCAACGUGGCCGUCGGAGGGGGCGCUCUCGGUGAAGAAUUUGACCGUGCAGUACCCCAGCACCGACGCGCCCGUGAUCAGCGGGAUGUCGUUCGACGUGGCCCCGCGGACCCGGGUAGGCGUCGUCGGUCGGACGGGGGCCGGGAAGUCUAGCCUGAUGACGGCUCUCUUCCGGCUCGUGGAGCCGUCUCCCGGCUCCGAGAUAACGAUCGACGGGAUGGACGUGCUCAAGAUGGGCUUGGCGGACCUCCGUUCGCGGCUAGCGAUCGUGCCUCAGGACCCCAUUUGCUUCCGCGGGACUGUGAGGUCAAACUUGGACCCGUUCCUGGAGUACAGCGACGUCGACAUGUGGGAGGCCCUGCGGCACGCCCACAUGGACAACUCCAUCCGAAGCGCGGGCGGGCUGGACGCCCCCGUGGACGAGAGCGGGGGAAACUUUAGCGUGGGAGAGCGCCAGCUGAUGUGCAUGGCGCGGGCGCUGCUUCGAAAGUCAUCCGUGCUCGUGAUGGACGAGGCCACCGCCAAUGUGGACCCCGAAACCGAUCUCCUCAUCCAGUCCACGAUGCGAGAAGAGUUCCGCAACUGCACGGUCUUGUGCAUAGCGCACCGGUUGCACACGAUCAUCUACUACGACAGGGUGAUGGUACUAGAGCGGGGCGAGUUGAUGGAGUACGCCUCCCCCCUGGAACUACUGGACGACCCCAACAGCCUUUUCUACGCCCUCUGCAAGAAAACGGGCGCUCUCGAGCAGCUCAAGGAGACCGCCAGGGUCGAGCAGGAAGAGAGGCUCGCGAGGGACGGGGGAGCAGAUGGAGGUGGCGGUGGCGGGGGGAUGGCCACAUCUAAGUAGGCCAGCGGGGUGGGCUAGGCCGGACACCGACUUAUGGUUUCAUUGUUGUUGAGAUUUCGUGUCCCCGGAAACUAACUCUGUCGGGAGAGAGAGGGACGGUGAGAUUCGUUUUUUUUUUGCGGGUGUGGAAGGAAGGGAGGAUAUGGGAGGGGCGGAGAGUUCCAAAGUAUCCAAAGUAUGUUGCAACUCGCAACCAUCUGUGCCUUUUGGGAUAUGUUCGUGUUCGGCUUGCGCGGAGCGUUCGGUCGGUUUGGUGUCAUGACGGCAAAUGAACGCUAGAUUCUUGGCCGUCUGGUGAUGCGUUGUUGCCUCGAAGGAAUGACCCUCGGGUAAGCCGUUCCGUGGCCGAUGAUGUUUCACCUGUGUUGUUUGGUUUAUGGGUUCGAAGCCUCGUGCUUCAGUGUGCACAACAGGGAGUGGUGUAGGUAAACGUGUAGGAACACCCGCAGAGCGUGUGCAGCAGUAGUGUGGCAUGUUUCGAGUCUUCCGUAAACGGAGUGCAAGUUAAUAGCGAAGGAAUGAAGUUGGGCGAGGCAAACAACCACAUUCUUUGAUAACAAACCUCAGAAUUGGAGGCAUCAUUACGAAGCUGGAACGGUUGUCGGGGUAUUGAUCAAGCGGGUUCGACUUAAAAAAAGAGCCGUGGCACAACGUGGACUUGUGGACGAUUUUGGUGCGUGUUUUGUUGUAGAAACGUCAGAUCAUCACGCAAGUCCUGCUUGUGUAGCUUUUUCUGAAUGUGCUCGAUGUGGGCUUUUGCGUUUCUGCCUACAUUGUCCUGCCGCAGCUCACUACGUUUCCAUGUCCCUCCCUGUUGUGGACCGCAGAAUUCGGCCGACGUUUUAUUGUCGUUUGUCGCUUUACAGUACGUGUCAACAACAACACCAAAGCAACAAACUGCGUUCAAGAUGAAAAAGGGACUUGGGGGUGAAUAUCACGCCGUCUGAGGGAGUGUGCUUUCAGUCGCUCCAGAUAUUAUAGAUUUUUGUCGUGUAAUUAGAAGCAAGCGUGGUUCUCGUGCUCGAUCUGUAGUCUAUACAUCUUCACUUGAGCAGAGUGGGUGCAAAGUUGAAGCGCGCUAAGCGUGGUUUUGCUGGGCCUUGCGCGGUACCGGAGAGGCGAGGAACCUGCAACGUCCCUGCACACGAAUGCGUCGGUUUGUUUCUUGUGCGUGGAACGUUCGAUCCGCCCGUCUCGGGUACUCAGAAUAAGAUUCCUUAUAGACUUGAAGAUUUGAGGACGCAUCGAAACUA